Aspergillus brunneoviolaceus CBS 621.78 is the source of this 630-nucleotide messenger RNA. RefSeq lists its product as uncharacterized. The coding region runs from base 1 to 630 and encodes 209 amino acids. The record is from RefSeq and is a predicted model, not a curated record. The transcript is spliced from 2 exons. NCBI's taxonomy places the organism in Eukaryota, Fungi, Ascomycota, Eurotiomycetes, Eurotiales, Aspergillaceae.
AUGGAUCGGGAUCAGGAGCGGGCAUUGGGACCCGGAAGUUUGCGAAGGACGUCGACGUUGUGCACCGAUCUGGUGCCUAGGUUGAUGGAUUGGAUGGAGCCGCCGUGGUCAGGGGAUGCAUUCGGGACCGAGACCGGGGUGGAUGUCACCCCCGUGGCGAGGGUGGCCGCGAGAAGAGAGACGAUGCCACUCUUCUUGACCAGCUUGGGAAACACCGCUGUUCCCGCCCUAUCAACCUCCAGCCCAGCAGGAAGAUAUCCUCCAGUCCUUCUCCCAUCGAUUGUGACACGCCCCAACCUAGCGCAGAUGGGGAUGAUCUUUGCAGAGACGGUGGCGUUCGAGGCCCUUGCGUUGCGCAAGACGUACCCCACCACCGAGAAACACGAAACGGCAGAGACGCUGGCAGCCGACCUAGGCAAUGACGAGGACUUGACCGUGGUCCUGGUAGCGGGCCGGUAUACGCAGUCCGGACAGCAAGCGGUAUCUGGAUUCCAUCUGCCCUGGGCGGAGAUGGAGGGUGCGGCAGCAUCGUGCCUGCUAUUCAAGUUGAGUCCCGUGCAGGAUGUGUUUCGCGGGGAUUUGUCAGACGUGGUGUGGCCGGGGUAUCGACUAGAUGAGCAGACGAAGUAG